GUACCAUUCCCGAAUCAGGCACCAUGUUGUACGGCAGCCGCCUGCACGCCUUGGGGCUGCAGGGCGUACUGCGCCUCUGCUUUGCGUUUAGCAUCAUGAUCUUCGAGCAGCUUGCCCGUCUCAGCCUCAUGAUCGUGCCCAGCUUUGUCAUUAACCUGGUCCAGAACCUGGGCAAUUCUCUGCUUCCCGGCCCGCUCAAAGAGUGGCAAGUCCUGGAUGCGGAUACGUCCGACAACAGCAAUGUCAACGACCUGAACGCGGCUGGGCUGGCCGCCUAUCAUGGGUACGCCUGCGAGCAGCACAUUGCCAUUACUGACGAUGGCUUUAUCCUGGUCAUGCACCGCAUUUCCCAUGGCCUGAUGCAAUGCAGUGACGUGUGGCUCACAACCGAGCAUGCACUCGCCUUUCAGCUCACUGAUCAAGGCUAUGACGUUUGGCUCGGCAACGUACGCGGUAACAAGUACAGCAGCCGCCACCAGCGCCUCAAGCCUGCUGAUAUUGAGUUUUGGGACUUUUCCUUGGAUGAGAUGGCCAUGACCGAUUUGCCCACCAUGAUGACCAACAUUCUCGAGGUGACGGGUCAUGAGGGCUUGAGCUACGUAGCCUUUUCGCAGGGCACGGCGCUGGGAUUUGCCUGCUUCUCCGCCCUGCCCCAGGUGGCGCGCAAGGUCCGACUCUUUGUGGCUCUUUCGCCAGCCGCCAAAGCCAAUGGGCUACGUCAAGGCAUGCUGCAGACGGUGGUGCACAUUGCACCUCAGUCCAUCUACCUUUUGUUUGGCACUCGUGCUCUGAUGCCAUGGGUGCACUUUUGGCGGAGUCUCCUGAGUCGCGUGGCGUAUGCCCGCCUGAUUGACAUUGCAUGCCGCGUGCUGUUUGACUGGAAGCUUGACCAACUGGGUCCCAUUGAGCGCAAAGGCUGGCUUUAUUCGUAUCUCUUUUCCGUGACCUCGGUCAAGACAGUGGUGCAUUGGUUUCAAAUUGUAGCAUGCAACCGCUUCCAGCAGUUUGAUGAGCAGAUGAACCUGCAGCGUGCCUACCGCACCAUGCUGCCGGCGAGCUACGAGAUUGGGCAGAUUCGAUGUCCCAUGGCUCUUUUCUAUGGAACCGACGAUGAUUUGACGGACAUGAACUGGUUGCUGCGCCAACUUCCCAGCUCCUGGUGUGUGUGUGUGUGUGUGUGUGUGUGUGUGUGUGUGUGUGUGUGUGUGUGUGUUGGGCGCUUGCAGCUUGGCUCGAAGGAUCUGUGGGCAUCUCCAGCUUCUCACGUUCAAGUGCAUUGUUUCUUCAUCGUUAGCAAAACCUUUGCCGUGGAUCAUUAUGAGCAUCUCGAUACCAUCUGGGCCGAGUCAGCCAAGGAAAAGUCGUUAAACACAACAACAACAACAACAACAACAAGAUUCCUGUUCCUUGUGAUUACUAGUCUGCUUUUGGUUUCCCUCUGGCUCUGUUUGCCUCUUCCGUCCGUUCUUCUUUCGACUACCUACACAAUGGGCAAGCGUCGUCAACGCGUCAAGCACAUCAAGAUUAACCUCAACGAGGAGCUCGAACCCGUGGGCAAAGCCCCCCCGACUCCCUCGGAACGUCAAUGGACCCCCACUCUAUCCUUUGCGCAAAAGGUCAAGGCUGGGAAUCAUGGGACCGUUCAUCCCGGGCCAAUGGGGACAGUCCACCUGGCUGAUCCACAGGAGGCUCACACACAUUUCAUGAAAGCCAAGGGCAACGGUGCUACCCCUGCUCGGGCGCUCAUGUUUGGAUCGGAUGAAGGCGAGGAUCUGGAAUCGUUGGCCUCUCACUCCUCGUCCAAGGGGGAAGACGCCAUUUCGGCCCUCCACAGCCCAGCCUCCAGCCCCCUCUCUUCAGCUCAUUACUCGGACGCUGAGGAUGAGGAGCCCAUGUCGCCCAGUUUGGAAGUAUCCCACUUGAAUCAAGGGCCGGCACGUCUUUUUCCCACCCUUUCCAACGCCUCCAAAACGUCCAAGCCUCCGGGCCUGGGUGCCUUAUCGUCUGCAACCCCUGCCGGCCCGGCAACGUCUGUACCCACCACGCCCACGCCACGCCCUGCGCGCGACACGCUACAAACGAGGACUGAGUCCUCCUCCACUGUGGUUGCAGCAGACCAGGACGCUGGUUUUGUCUCCACACGCUCCACCAGCCAAUCUUCAGACGGCGAUACUGCAGCCACACCGCUGGCCCCGGUUGACCCAUUGCAAGACGCUGUGACAGCAGACGUGCCGCCGCGCGGCCUCGUCUUUGGCGGGUCAGACCCCUUGUUCUGUUUGCGCCUCGGUCUUACGGCAGAGCCGUUGCCUAGUGCAGAGGAGAGCAGAAGCGGGCCUGAAGGUCUGCUCGCGCUCCUCAUCCGUCGCACAGAACUGGUCGCCCAAACAGGUGUCAUUCUCCAUGCUCAAGCCCGCCACGCGGUCUUUGGCAGCAAUGACGUUGCAUCCUAA
Molecule: messenger RNA, 2450 nt
Organism: Monosiga brevicollis MX1
Lineage: Eukaryota; Choanoflagellata; Craspedida; Salpingoecidae
Exons: 14
Coding region: 24-2450 (808 amino acids)
Source: RefSeq, a predicted model, not a curated record